CCCAAAUCUUGAAGACGAUGUUUUCAGCAAAUCAGAACUGAGAACCGGAGAAACCCUUGUUUUCCUCUCUUCAACUCCCCAAAUUUGGGUCCAUUUCGCAAUUGAAAUGCCUUCUGAAGAUUCAAAGGCGUUGAAGAAGGAAUCCGUCGAAGAUGAGGAAGAGGAUGAGGAGGAAUGCCUUGGCUCAAUGCUGAAGAACCGGAAGAAAGAAGGUUCCGGCGGCAAUGCCGCCCCGAAACAGUCCAAGGCCAAGAAACCGCCCGCUAAAGUGAAGGAGGAAGACGGUGCUGAAAAGCCCGCUCCGAGAAAAAGCUCGAGCAAGGCUCCUGAUAGUAAAGCUAAAGCGAAGAAAGAAGAGGACGAUGACGAUUUUGAAGAACCUAAAUCCAAAAAUGCGGCUAAUAAAACUGAAAAGGUGCAGAAAAAGGCGAAGAAGGCAACUAAAGAAGCAGAGCAGAAUGGGAAGAAGCGUGAGAAGAAGGUUUAUGAUUUGCCUGGCCAGAAGAGAGACCCUCCAGAGGAGAGAGACCCAUCGAGGCUUUUUUAUGAAUCUUUGUACAACCAAUUGCCAGAAAGUAACAUGGCUGCAAUCUGGAUGAUGGAGUCUGGUUUGCUAUCCAAGGACAAGGCGAAGGAAGUUUUCGAGACGAUUAAGAAAAAGGCACAGCAGCAGAAGCACAUUUCGCCAAAGAAAUCUGUCAAGAAAACCACCGCUGCUUCUCCUGUGCCCGCUAAGAAGACGCAGACGCCUUCUCCGGCUGUGUCUACACAGAGAAAGAAAGCUGCAGGGUCUGAAGCCAAACCAAAACAGUCAAACAAGCGCAAGAAGGAGGAUGAUGACUCUGAUGAUGGAUCAGAUGAUGACUUUGUUCUGGCUCCAAGAAACCCAAAGAAACAGAAGACAUCCUAGAUUCUUUUUCAUUAGUGAAUCUUGGUUUUCCUAAUCUAAUUUAGAGAGAGAGAGAGAGAGAGAGAGAGAGAGAGCGGGAUGCUCAUUUCUGCUUCUGCAGCUACUUCUGGGCACCAUUUUCUAACUAAUUUUGUUAAAACUGGAUUCUUUUAAAUAUUAAAAUGUUAACAGUAUUCCCCUGUUUCUUCAACCAA
Ipomoea triloba (trilobed morning glory) is the source of this 1104-nucleotide messenger RNA. Its product is annotated as HMG1/2-like protein. Bases 107 to 910 code for a protein of 267 amino acids. The record is from RefSeq and is a predicted model, not a curated record. The transcript has 4 exons. NCBI's taxonomy places the organism in Eukaryota, Viridiplantae, Streptophyta, Magnoliopsida, Solanales, Convolvulaceae.